Molecule: messenger RNA, 2032 nt
Organism: Cladophialophora immunda
Lineage: Eukaryota; Fungi; Ascomycota; Eurotiomycetes; Chaetothyriales; Herpotrichiellaceae
Exons: 2
Coding region: 323-1786 (487 amino acids)
Molecular function (GO): protein binding
Source: RefSeq, a predicted model, not a curated record
UGAGCCUACACGUUCAAUCUCCGGCUGUUAUCACUUCGGCCCUCGUCUCACGCUUCGGCACUGAUAUGGCCAUCACUGGGGUACUGAGAGCUACGCCGGUCUGUCGCAGGCUGCCCAGAUUUGUCUUUGGUCUGUCCACGCAAUUGACUGCGUGGAUGGACAGGCUGCAUAGUACGGCAGAGUCACUCCUAGUGGGCCCAUUCUCAUCAGGCUGAAGCCAUUGAUACUAGUUAUAUAUGUCCGAUCAUUGCGGCUGAGACUGAGCGCGGCUCAACGUUUUUGGCUUCACCUCACUUGAUCUUUUGGAAUAAAAAUCCUCAUCAUGGACCAGUUGGCCCCCGAAUUGGUGGACCAUCUCUGUCUAUUCCUAGACAAACCAUCCCUUUGCUCUUUUCGCCUCACGUGCAGGGCAUUUGGUGUCAUAGCCGAGGAACAUCUCUUCCGCGACUUCGAGUUUCGCCUCUACCCCGAUCAUCAUAGAUUGUAUCAGUUAGAACAACUGGCAGCAAGGCCCUCGAUUGCGUCUCGACUGCGCUGUGUCUCCUUCGAGUCUGGUAUCCAGCUGGAAUAUGCUGACUAUCGAUAUUGGCAGGCUGGAGUAUAUCACGACAAACAGAAUGCUUGGGAGCGAAGCCUUGUUGGAGCCACCAGGGACGAGUACACGCAGUUUCACGAGCGUCUUCAAGCCCGGUUUACCACGGACUUGGCUCGCCGUUAUGAUCUAUACCGUUGGCAUCUCGAUCAACAGGCAGCAUCCAUGGCUGAAUCACGCGUGAGAAACAUCCUGAUGCGGAUCAUGGGCACGCUCAAGCAGUCAAGCCCCAGGUUGCGACUCAAGCUGAUCAUGGCCGAGCCUCAAAUUCGGCUGGAAGAGCUUGAGGCGUUCGAUCCUGAGCAGUACGCCAGCGACAAACCCUAUGAUCCCGACCCUCGUCGCAGGGUUGCAAAUCGUCGCCAACAUUGCCUGGACCAUUUCAUCAACUUCCUCCAGGCGGCGAAGCUUGCGGGGUGUGAAGUCGCCGAUCUCACAGCCAUCGACAUCCCGCAGCAACUUCUCAGCGUCGGUACUAUUCACGGCUCCCAAGUGCUGGAUGAGACCUUCCAGGAGCUGAAGAAACUCCACAUGAAAAUCAGUUCUUUUCCUCACAGUGACUGGCUUUCUCGCAGUGGGACUGGCGAGAUAUACUUCGGUGGGAGGAAUCUGGCUGCAAGAAGGCUCAGGAUGUUGUUAAACCACCCCUCCGAGUUGGAGCACUUGGACUUAGAGUUCCCAGCAGGACUCGAGGCCGAGUACUCGUUCGAUCUUUUUGAUAGGACGAACAUCGACCGCUUUCCCCGGUUGUGGUUGCCGCAUCUUAAGUCUCUCAGACUGUGUCUUUUCAGAUGUACCUGGCCAGACUUGGCGGCGCUUCUGGAUGGGGGUAAGAACCUCAACGCAUUGGUGAUGAAGGAUUGUCGACUUGAGACAGGGUCAUUGAUAGAUUUGCUGGAGCAUCUCCGCAAGAAACGUCUUCGCAGGGUUCAGUUGCUUGGGACUUGGUAUGUGGAUGAGGACUGCGGUGAAUGGCAUUCUCACAGUGAAGAAGAUUUCACCAGUUGCUUUGCAGCAAACUCGUACGAGGGUCCCUAUGCCCACACAGGCAUGCGGUCGAAGAUAGAGGGAUUCAUCAAUGGGAAAGGGGAAUGUCCCUUGCCACGGUGGACAACAGAAGACGACCCCCCUCAGUUAUGGGAGAACGAGUCUGACACGAGCUGGCACUUCAUCCCGGGACAACCUCAUCACUAGACAUGUGCACUGCCAUGUUCAAAUCCCUCAGGCAGUGCAAGGCAAGGCACGAGGCGACGCGAUGCUGCCUUCACCACAUUGAUUCGCGUCGCAGGCAAAACAACUACGAGCUGACUACUGCUCGCUCAGUUUCAGCCUCUCUUGUAUAUACCUGAGUAUUUGAGAUACCACUCUAGCGUCGUUGGAGCUCGCUCGUCCCUGCCAAUCUCGCCGACCUCGCCGAGCGACUGCUACUGUGGGCCGACC